AUUCUUCUUCGUUUUCAUUCGUUUCAGCGAAUAAUACUUUUUUUUUUUUUUCUCUCUUUCUCUCUCGGAUUUUGUUUCUGAUUUGCUCUUCUUGAUCGGUGAAUUCGUAUUGUUUUACUCCGUUUUUGUUCAAGGAAACUCAGAAUCAGCUUGGGAGAGAGAUAUAGAUCGGUUGCUUCGUCGUUGUUUCUCUGAAUCUGAUGGAGCAGCUGAUCAACUUCAUCAUUCGUCCACCGAGAGCUGAAUAUGACCCGAACAAUGAUUUAUUAGAAGAUGAGUUCACGCUUCGAGGAAAAUUGUAUCAAAGGAAGGAUCUGGAGGUUAAAAACACUCGGGGAGAUGUACUUCAGUGUAGUCAUUACUUGCCUAUUGUUAGUCCUGAAGGAAAGCCUCUACCCUGUGUAAUUUACUGCCAUGGUAACAGUGGGUGUCGAGCAGAUGCCAGUGAGGCUGCCAUAAUAUUACUGCCUUCUAACAUCACCGUGUUUGCUCUUGAUUUUUCUGGUUCUGGACUUUCUGGGGGUGAGCAUGUUACAUUGGGGUGGAAUGAAAAGGAUGAUCUGAAAGCCGUGGUUGAGUAUUUGCGAGCAGAUGGAAACGUCUCUUUAAUUGGCUUAUGGGGCCGUUCUAUGGGUGCUGUUACCAGCCUAAUGUAUGGGGCUGAGAAUCCUUCAAUUGCAGGGAUGGUUCUGGACAGUCCUUUCUCUGAUCUGGUUGAGCUAAUGAUGGAACUUGUAGAAACCUAUAAGUUUCGUUUACCUAAAUUCACGGUGAAGUUUGCUAUUCAAUACAUGAGAAGGGCUAUCCAGAAAAAGGCAAAAUUUGACAUUAUGGACCUCAACACCAUUAAGGUGGCAAAAUCUUGCUUUGUACCAGUGUUAAUUGGGCAUGCCAUCGACGAUGACUUCAUACGGCCUCAUCACUCAGACCAAAUACAUGAUGCCUAUGUGGGGGACAAAAACAUUAUCAAGUUCGAUGGUGAUCACAAUUCUCCUCGCCCUCAAUUUUACUUCGAUUCUAUAAAUAUUUUCUUCCACAAUGUUUUGCAACCCCCAGAGGAUGAAAUAGGGGAUAUUUAUAUCAACACCAUGCCAUCCUACUUCAGUGACAAGGAUUAUUGGAGACCGAUGCAAGAAGCGGGCCCAAACCAUGGUUCCUCUACAAUAUCAAGAGAUAUACCAACUAAUAGUACGGAAGGUGCUAUUAAAGAACUCCGUUCAAAAAGAUCUAUGAGUCGGACAGAGGUUCCUGCCGAUCUUCCUUCUGGAGAUCAUCAAUCCCUAUCUCAGGAUCAAAGUACGAGUAAUGACACGGACUUGUCAUCUUCAAAUAUGAUUAGUUUUGAAUUGUCGAAUGGCCAUCCUUACGAAACCAAUGUUCCAAAUUUGAUGGAUGAUGAUCAGUAUGUCGAAUAUCCUCUUGAUGACUUGGCAGGGUUCCCAUGCAGUGCAGAGGAGGAAGAAAGGAUGCUCAUGGAAGCAGUGAUGGAAUCGUUGAAGGAUUUCAAAAUGAAAAACGCUCAAGAAGAAGAGCAAGCUUCGAGUGUCAUAUGUACCGACACGAAGGACGUUUUACAGAAAGACGAAAGUGGAAUUUCACGAAUAGACCAUUGUGGAGUGCUGCAUCCAGAAGCCACAUCCACUUCAAAUGACCAUUUUUCUCAGUUUAAAGCAGAAUCUGCUUCAACUUCAGAAGAGUACAGUAUAUCUAUUAAACCAGAAUCUACUUCAGUAGUUCGAGAUUCGAAUUCGGUAUCUGAUCGCUCGUGUUCCGAUAAAAGCGAAUCUUCUAUAGGGGUGCCUGCACCUGCUGGAACUGAAAGUGCAGGGGCUUCCUCUUGUAGUAAUACACCUGCAAGUAGCCAACGUUCAGCUGAAGCUGAUUUGUCAGCCAACACGAAGGCGACCGUAACUGUUGUCCGAAAUCCUGCAACCCAUAUUAUGGAUGGUUUGAUUCGUCGCUGGGAUCUCAAUUUCUUCCGAAACAAUCAGAACCGAUGAUCCGGGGCAUGUUCUUGUGUUUUGACCCAUUUGCUCCCAUGGAAUGUGUGCAGUCUGAUAUUUGUAUUGCUGUGUAACUAAGAAAGUUGCUUUGAUGUUAGUUUGUAAAAAUAUUAGACACCAGAAAAGGAAAAAGGUCAAAGAAAGGAAGGACUUGUUUUAAGUGUGUCGAAAAUAUUGAAUGUAGCCAUUUUUUUUCAUUUUAUGGCUAGACUAUUACCUACUUAAACAAAAUAUCGAUCGAUGUUGCUA
Cucurbita maxima (winter squash) is the source of this 2252-nucleotide messenger RNA. RefSeq lists its product as uncharacterized. The coding region runs from base 201 to 2000 and encodes 599 amino acids. Lineage: Eukaryota; Viridiplantae; Streptophyta; Magnoliopsida; Cucurbitales; Cucurbitaceae. The record is from RefSeq and is a predicted model, not a curated record. The transcript is spliced from 14 exons.